Molecule: messenger RNA, 1062 nt
Organism: Thyridium curvatum
Lineage: Eukaryota; Fungi; Ascomycota; Sordariomycetes; Thyridiales; Thyridiaceae
Exons: 3
Coding region: 1-1062 (353 amino acids)
Source: RefSeq, a predicted model, not a curated record
AUGGCUUACUCCAACAUCCGACUUGCAAGCGCUCGCCUGGUGGACCUUGACGGCACCAUGGAUGCUGAUCCCGUUGUGGACUACACUACUACUGCAAGCUACCGCAAUGGUGUCGACGAUCCUGUUCUCGACUUCAUGGACCUCCUCGCUGAGAAAAAGACGCCCGCCACCGGCAUCAAGACUGGCGAUCGCCAGACGGCCAAGAAGAAGGCCGCGAAGCGCCAGCGGGCCGGCAGAAAGCGACCUCUCACUUCCGACGCCGUCCUCGCCGCCAAGAGGGACAACGGCGGCGUCACCAAGCGCGGCCCCAAGAUCACCAUCCGCGCCAGCAUCGGCGGCGUCGGCGGCCGCAAGGUCGCCACCAAGAUCAUGGGCCACGAGAACGUGGUCAACCUCAGCCGCCUGGAAGUCCACCACGGCCUCCAGGUCCACACGCCCGGCUUCUACCGCGAGAUGUUCAACUUCCAGGAGCGCAUCGCCGACACCCUCGAGGACAAGGAGUGGGCGGGCGAGCGGGGCUACUGGCGCGUGGUCGCCGACCUCGUGGACUGCCUGGCCGCCGUCCCCUUCUACAAGAACCUGAGCGUCUUCGACCGCAUCUCCUCCCUGAUCCGCCAGGUCAUCCGCCUGAUCGUCAGCGCCAACGAGGGCGACAAGACCGACAGCGCCCUGGCCUACCGCCACCAGGACACCAUGGACGAGGCCUACUGGAACAAGGUCGCCGAGAAGUACAAGGCCCAGCUCAAGAUCCGCUGCGACGCCCUCUCGGGCCGCCUCCUCUAUCUGCUCAUCUCCUGCCUCGUCGCCGACCGCCGACAGUUCAAGGCCAUGGCCGAGCUGCACGAGAGCCCGGGUCUCGACCGAACCCAGGGACAGCUCUAUUGCCACCCUCGUGUCCAGGCGUAUUUCGAGGAGCAGUGCCAGAAGGUCAACUCCACCGGUCUCAAGUUCAAGGAGCGCAAGCUGAUCCAGCUCAUCGACCGAUGGAUCUACUUCAUUGAGCGCGGCACGGGCUACGCCCUCGACGACCAGCUUAUUGCCAACUUCUCUCUGAGUGGCUGA